Molecule: messenger RNA, 4646 nt
Organism: Erpetoichthys calabaricus (reedfish)
Lineage: Eukaryota; Metazoa; Chordata; Cladistia; Polypteriformes; Polypteridae
Gene: sp1
Product: sp1 transcription factor
Exons: 6
Coding region: 166-2313 (715 amino acids)
Biological process (GO): regulation of transcription by RNA polymerase II
Molecular function (GO): DNA-binding transcription factor activity, RNA polymerase II-specific; RNA polymerase II cis-regulatory region sequence-specific DNA binding
Source: RefSeq, a predicted model, not a curated record
CAGAGGCUUAGUAAUGGCCAAUUGACGACGUUUUCUGCGUGCUGAUUGGUGGUAAGACACGUCGCUCCGCGUCUUGAGGUUUGGUGUUCUGUAGUUCGGUUGCAACGUCUCCAAGUUGAUGUCGGCCCACAAGAAGCUCAGCGAAGCUCCUCCCGUCCCCCCAAAAUGAGUGAUCAGGACCAACACCCAGAUGACAUGACCAAUCUGGUGGAAAGCAGUUACCUCUCGAAGAGAAGCACAAGCUCCGGCCAGGACUCGCAGCCGUCCCCCCUCGCCUUGCUGGCAGCCACCUGCAGUCGGAUUGAAUCUCCUAGCGAGAGCCCACAAGAGGGCCAGCCAGGCUCUGUUGACCACCACCUGGACCUGACCACCGCCCAGAUCACUCAGACUGCAAACGGCUGGCAGAUCAUUCCAGCUGUUGUCUCCGGGGUCUCCAGCUCCUCUGCAUCCACUGCUGCCACCAUUUCAGCAGCUGGCGAUGCCAGUAAAAAUCGUCAGCUUGCUAACAGUCAGCAAUUUGUAGUUGCUUCAGCCGCUGGGCUUCAGGGUCAGCAAGUGCUAGCAAGUCUCACUGGUGUGGUGCCCAAUAUUCAGUAUCAGGUUAUCCCCCAGUUCCAAACAGUGGACGGGCAGCAGCUGCAGUUUGCCCCUCCUGCACAAGUCAAUGUGCAGGCAGAUGCUUCCGGACAAUUUCAGCUCAUUUCUCAAGGAGGUGGUCAGCAUAUUAUUGCUGCCGCAAACAGAUCUGCUGCCACCGGAGCUGCAGGGAGCAACCUUAUUACCAUGCCCAACCUUAUCCAGCAAGCCGUUCCCUUGCAGAAUAUAAGCAUAGCGAACAAUGUGCUCCAGAGUCCAACACAGUUUCUUGCAAAUGUGCCUGUGUCUCUAAAUGGGAACAUCACCCUUUUGCCAGUCAGUAGUACCCCUCAGACAGUGGCAGUGAGUGGUUCAGAGUCUGGCACUACUACUAGCCUCCAGCAGCCAACCUCCAGUUCCAGUGGGGUAUUCCUUACCACAUCUGGUACUUUAGCAUCCACCACUCAGGCUGCCACUAGUAAUAGCUUGCCCAGUUUCAGUAUAGGUGGUGUACCUAUCACAAGCUCCCAGUCAGCACAGCGUUCUGGAAGUGGUGGGCAAGGAGGUGCAUUUCAGAAUUCAGGAAAUGGUAACAGUGGGCAGAUUCAGCCUAGCCAGCAAGAGAGUAGAGACUCCCAGCCUCAGCAGCAGUUUGUCAUCCAGCCACAAAUUCUUCCAGGGACUUCAGCUAUUUCUGCGUUGCAGAGUGCAACAGUGCCUGCUGGCCAAGCCUUCGCUGCUCAGACCAUCUCUCAGGAUGGUUUGCAAAUCCAGACUAUUCCUAAUACUGGAUCAAUCCUCAUUCGCACCAUGGGUCCUAACGGCCAGGUGACCUGGCAGACACUUCAGGUGCAAAACCCAACUGGCACUCCAACAAUCACUUUGGCACCAAUGCAGUCCAUCCCUCAGUUGGCACAUACAUCAGCUGGAACAGUAGCUGUGAAUGCAGCACAACUCUCUGCUGUACCUGGCCUUCAGACCAUUAACCUGAAUACCCUGGGAACCGCUGGCAUUCAGAUGCAUCAACUGCAAGGUGUGCCGAUUGCCAUUGCCAGCACUGCAGCAGGUGAUCAGACACUUCAUGGUGCUGGGGGAGACAGCAUGGAUGACAGCACAAUUUUAGAUGAGUCGGGUGAGACAAGCCCUGGACAGCAGCCUCCAAUGCGCAGACUGCGGAGAGAGGCCUGCACAUGCCCAUAUUGUAAAGAUGGUGAAGGGAGGAGUAGUGAUCCAGGCAAGAAAAAGCAGCACAUAUGUCACAUCCCAGGAUGUCAGAAGGUGUACGGAAAGACAUCACACUUACGUGCUCACCUUCGGUGGCAUACAGGAGAGCGACCCUUUGUAUGCUCCUGGCAACUCUGUGGAAAGCGCUUCACCCGCUCAGAUGAACUGCAGAGGCAUAAGCGCACACACACAGGUGAAAAAAAAUUCAGCUGCACAGAAUGUCCAAAGCGCUUCAUGAGGAGUGACCAUUUAUCAAAGCACAUCAAGACCCACCGAAAUAGGAAAGGAAACGGAAAUGGCACAGGAUCGUCCGGUGCUGGCAACAGUGGUUCCCUCUCAAUCUCUGUGGACCCAUCUUCCACCCCAGAUGGAGUUGUGGGAACUGACCAGCAUCCUCUCCUCACCAUGGAGACUCUCUCACAUGAGGGCAUUGCUCGUCUUGCCAGCAGUGGAAUCAACGUCAUGCAAGUGACUGACCUUCAAUCCAUCAACAUGAGUGGCAAUGGGUACUGAGCUUGUAAAGUGUUGAGACCUUAAAAAAAAAAAAAAAAAAAAAAAAAAAAAAAAAACUAAUUUUGAAAACUGCUGAUGCCAGUAGGCAGUGGUGACACACAGACCUGGCCUUUUAGGUCACCUUUUUGUUGUCUUCCCAUUCUUCCAGCCAGACAAAUGCAUUUUCUCCUUAACCAGAAAUUUGUUUUGUUUCCAUUGCUACACUACACAGGAACAUUUAUUUUUUUCUUUGUUCAAAGAUGGAACAAAGGAGCUGUUGGCUUUUUUCUUGUUGGACAUUGCAUUUGAUAAGAGGCUAAGGUGCUGAUGUGAACCCUAAAACCACAUUCUCGCUUCCUUCAAACUAUCUUUAAAGUGCUCAAAAAGGAAAAAAAGGGCAAAGACUGGAUGCUUAACCCUAAUAGGAAAAAACAUGCUUUGGGCAAUUUUCCAAUUUUUUUUUUUUUUUUUAAACUAUUAAUCUAGGUACGCUUAAAAGCCAUCAUGCCUUGAUAAACUAUAUGUCAAUGCAAAAACAUUUUGUAGUCAAAUUUAUAAAAUAGGGUGACACACUGUAUGCUCACCAUAGAUUGCUUUAUUCUGUAUUUUUAUAUACAUAUAUAUUCUUAAACUUUGUUGUUGUGUUUUUUUGCUUUAGGAUAUAGAAGGUGGGAUUGGGAAAGGGGAUAGGGUGCCAACAUGAUCUUUUGUAUGUGUUUGUUUUCUCAUUACAGCUGGUUUUGCCCACCUCAGAAGAUAAUGUGGAAAAAUGACAGCACAUUUUUCAGCUGUGUUCCAUUUUACAAAUACAUAAUCUUUUUUUCAUUCAGAUCAUGACAGAUAAUAUAUAAAAAUUUGAAUGACGGAGGUUGGAACAUUAGUUUUGGACUGUGCCUGCUAUAUUCUGAGCCCUCCAUACCCUCCUUGUUAUCAGUUAAGGGCCUUGAGAAACAGCUGUGAAAGGUGGGAGAUUUGCUAGAAGCAGCGGGUGGAAGGAUGUGGGAGGAUAGUUUAAUGACUAAUGAAAGCCAGCCUUCUCAGUUGCUGAAUGUAACUGGUCUCCAGGAAAAUUGGCUGGGAAAAGAAACUGGGAGUACUUCCCAUCAUAAAUGUCUGUCUGCUGUUUUUGCAGAUUGAUGCAAGUCAGGCAUGAUAUUGGUAGCAGAAGUGACAACGAGACCGAAACACAGCACCGGUGGCAGACAUCUCUCUUGGUGUCCUUUUUGAGCAGACAGCUGUGAAGGAUUUUGUGGCUGAAUGCACUUAAAAUGUAAAAGUAGAAACUACAAUCUAGGUUCUACAGGCUGGGAUGUGACAAAAUGAAAAGAAAAGCAAAGUUACUCUGGAGGGAAUUGGGUUGAGGUGAAAAUCUAUUAUCAUGCAGUAUCCAGAUUAUUUAUUCAAUGUUUUUAUUUGCUUUUGAUAUUUGUAACUGAAAUGAAAUAAACUUCAUUUGUGUAUUUUUUAAAUUAUAUAUUUUCACAAUCGAUUCUGCUGAUUAUGCAAUUAUGAAUCCACUUUUGGUCUUUAGAAAUAAGCAAUUUUUCAUAAUAAACCUGCUUACAAUGUAAAGGCAUGUGUCUAGUGAGAAAAACCAGCGAGUUAAUCUAUUUUCUAAACAAAAUUUAGAGAGGAGAAUUAAGUGUCAGUGUUUUACAGUUUCAAUUGUUUCUCCAGCUAGGAUCUUCUAUUUGUCUUUACCUCUCUUAAGAAAUCCUGAUGGUUCGCUGAAAAGCAAAUGGAUCCUGGACUUUUGUUGUCUUUUGCUGCUGUGGAUGUCGCCACCAUUAUGGCAAGUAAUCUUAGGUGGAUUUAUAUUUGGAGACUUUGGAAAGGGGAAAACAGGGGUAAUGGAGGAGUGAGCUGGGGUUUAUCAUGAAAUUUCAUGCAUCUAAAGUGUUUUUGUUCUUUCUUUGUUUUACUUUUAAAAGGGAUUAUUAAUGCAGUCCACUAUAACUGUUUCAUCACCAUGCUAUAGAAAAAUACAUUUUCAAAAAAAAAAAAAAAACUCCAGUAAAAAUGUUCUUAAUAAAAGAAUAAUCUGCACAUCCUUGAAAGCUAUGUAUUUAAUUGCCAAAUUACUUAAAUUAAGCUGAAGUUUGUUUUACUUUUGCUUUUUAUGAAAUCCCCCGCUUGCAGCUGCAGCCUUUAUUUAGAAGAGUGGUGCACUCCUCUUGGUGUGGAUAGGAAGCUCUCUGAGGCUUUUCUAAAGUUUCUUGAUGAAUAAACUGGGGAAUGUCAGAGAUGUAGAAUUAUGCGUAACCCAUGAGUUCACUCUCUUCUGCAUAGCACAUUUUACACACAAUCCCCUAGCACUUAAUGAAAUCCUCAGAAAUGCCAAAGCAUUAAGAAAA